This is a messenger RNA of Mirounga angustirostris (Northern elephant seal), 1063 nucleotides long. RefSeq names its product EGF like domain multiple 8 (gene EGFL8). NCBI's taxonomy places the organism in Eukaryota, Metazoa, Chordata, Mammalia, Carnivora, Phocidae. The record is from RefSeq and is a predicted model, not a curated record. Gene Ontology annotation, cellular component: cell surface; extracellular region. Gene Ontology annotation, molecular function: signaling receptor binding; calcium ion binding. The coding region runs from base 1 to 999 and encodes 332 amino acids. Gene Ontology annotation, biological process: anatomical structure development. The transcript is spliced from 7 exons.
AUGACGGGGGGCGGGGGCAGGUAUGAGGUCUUCAGGAAACCUGCUGGGGGUGGGACUUCAACAGGUGGCAAAACCAUGAAGUUUAGAAUGGGGGUGGGGCCUCAUUGGAGCCUUGAGGGGAGAGGGAUUCCUGGCCCCCAGGGCCUGGCCCACUCAGUGUCUCUCACCCUCCGGCCUGGGUGCAGUCAGGGGGUCUGCUCCAAGCAGAUGCUGGUGGUCCCCCUCCACUACAACGAGUCCUACAGCCAAGCAGUGUAUAAGCCCUACCUGACUGUGUGCAGUGGAAGGCACGUCUGCAGCACCUACAGGACCACAUACCGAGUGGCGUGGAGGGAGGUGAGGAGGGAGGUGCAGCAGACCCAUGUUGUGUGCUGCCAGGGCUGGAAGAAGCGGCAUCCGGGGGCGCUCACCUGUGAUGAAGCCAUCUGCGCCAAGCCAUGUCUGAACCGAGGCGUCUGCGUCAGGCCACAGCAGUGCGAGUGCACCCCAGGCUGGGGUGGGAAGCACUGUCAUGUGGACGUGGAUGAAUGUAGGACUGGCGUCACCCUCUGCUCGCACCAUUGCAUCAACACGGCGGGCAGCUUCACCUGCCACUGUCCCCAGGGUCUGGUGUUGGGCCCGGACGGGCGCACGUGCGCAGAGGGCGCCCUGGAGCCGCCAACCAGUGCCAGCGUCCUCAGCGUGGCGGUUCGGGAAGCAGAACAUGAUGAGCGCGUCUUGAGGUGGGAGAUCCAGGAGCUGCGAGCGCGCCUGGAGCGGCUGGAGCACUGGGCUGGUCAGGCCGGGGCCUGGGUCCGAGCUGUGCUGCCCAUGCCUCCGGAAGAGCUACAGCCGGAAAAGGUGGCAGAGCUAUGGGGCCGCAGUGACAGGAUCGAGUCUCUCAGCGAUCAGGUGCUGCUGCUGGAGGAGAGGCUAGGCGCCUGCUCCUGUGAGGACAACAGCCUGGGCCCAGGCCUCAACCGGCCAAAAAGGAAACUCUCCAGAGCCCCGGUCCCCUAAUUUAUACAGAAACUGGCCCCGCUAAUCCUUUGGGAUCGGCCAGGUGGGGAAGUGCAGAUAAGGU